AUGGAACCGUUUUUAGUAUUAUUUUUACUCCUAAUUACAACACUGUGUAUUUUGGUAUACGUUUAUCUUACAUGGAACUUUAAUUAUUGGAAAAAGAGAGGUGUUUUGGGUCCAGAGCCAUUAAUCAUCUUUGGGACACUACCAAGUGUUAUAAAACAAAAUCGCCAUUUUGUUUUUGACAUGGCAGACUUAUAUGAAAAGUACAAAAAAUGUGGCGAAAGUUUCAUUGGAAUUUUCAUGACACGAAAUCCAAUGAUUCUUGUUUUGGAUACGAAACUGGUUCGUGAAAUUCUUAUCUAUAAUUUUAAAUGUUUUCGUGACAAUGAAGGUGCAUUAUGGGUUAAUCGAAAAAAUGAAAAAAUUGCUGGUAGAAAUCCGUUUUUAGCAUUUUUUGACGAAGAUUGGAAAGAAAGACGAAAUGAUUUUAUGGGUGGCAUAAGUCCCAGCAGACUUAAACAAGCAUUUCCAAUUGUAACUCAAACUGGACAUAAAAUGACCGACUUUAUAAAAGCUCAAAUUUCUAAGUCAAACAAGAUCAUCGAUGCAAAAUCGCUUUCUUUCAAAUACACUGUUGAAAUCUAUGCAAACUUCGUUUGGGGUAUCGAUACUGAUGCUUUUAAGUGUGUCGAUGAUGAACACAAUGUUGUGCUGAAUAUGUCGUCUUUGUUUAUGGAUUUAUCCUUUUUAAAAGUUGGUCUAGUCAAUAUAUCAAGUUUGAUGCCAGGAUUGAAGAAAUUGCUGAAAAACCGAUUCUAUGCGGAGGAAACUGAUAAUUUCUUCACUCAACUUCAGAAUGAUGCUGUCGAUAUGCGACUUCGAAAUAAGAAUAAUCGAUCUGAUUUUCUCAAUUACAUGCUCGAAUUGCAGAGGAAAAAGAACAUAAGUCACGUUGAUAUGGUGGGCCAUAGUUUGACGGUGUUACUGGAUGCGUUUGAUACAGCUGCUAUUGUGAUAUAUCACGCACUUUACUUUUUAGCUAUAAAUCAGAAGGCCCAAACCAAGUUGAGACAAGAAAUUUUAGCCAACCUGGACGAUAAAGGAGAAAUCAGUUACAGGGCUUUAAUAAAUCUAGAAUACCUAGAUCAGUGUGUUAAUGAGACAAUACGAAUAGUCAGUCCAAUUCCGGAUUUUUCAAAAAUUUGCACCGAAACAACAUAUUUUGAAAACUGUGAAAAUAAACGAACGAAAAUCGAUCGAGGAAUGAUUGUUCACAUAUCAGCUUUUGCCAUUCAUCAUGAUCCGGAUAUUUAUCAUGAUCCAGAAGAAUUUAUACCUGAACGUUUUGAUGGUGGAAUUGCAAAAGAAAUGACUCAUAAAGGAUGCUUUUUGCCAUUUGGUGAUGGACCACGAAUUUGUGCUGGAAUGCGUCUUGGAUUGUUGGAAUGUAAGGCUGGAGUUUUUGAAAUUAUUAAAAAUUUCCAGUUAAAUUGCUGUGAGCAAACUCGAAAGGGGAAAUUUAUUGACACAGAGUCUCUUAAUGUCGGUGUUGAUGGUGAUAUAUUUUUAGAGUUUAAGGAAUUAAAAUAA
Episyrphus balteatus (marmalade hoverfly) is the source of this 1527-nucleotide messenger RNA. Its product is annotated as probable cytochrome P450 309a2. Bases 1 to 1527 code for a protein of 508 amino acids. Lineage: Eukaryota; Metazoa; Arthropoda; Insecta; Diptera; Syrphidae. The record is from RefSeq and is a predicted model, not a curated record. The transcript is spliced from 8 exons. Gene Ontology annotation, molecular function: oxidoreductase activity, acting on paired donors, with incorporation or reduction of molecular oxygen; heme binding; iron ion binding.